GCUAUUCUUCUCCACCUCUCCCUCGUCCUCACCUUUCCCCUCAUCCCCACCUUUCCCCUCAUCCCCACCUCUCCCCUCAUCCCCACAUCUCCCCUCGUUCCUGCCUGCCUCUCCCCUCCAUGCAGACGGCGGGGUGGUCGUUCAACCAUUCCUGCAACCCGCACAAGCUCCUGCCGCUGGUUACCACACGGCUGGUUACCACCCAGCUGGUUACACGCCUGGCUCGGAGUGGGGCAGUGGGGGGGAGGCAGUGUGGGGGCAGUCUGCCUUUGGCGGGCAGCCCCACUUUUCUCCCAUCUUUUACCAACCUUUUCCACUGCAGCCCCACCUUUCUCCCAUCUCUCCCCGUCGCCCUCCCUGCCAACACCCCCCCCCUCUCCCUCCCUCUCCCCCCAACCCCCCUCAAUGCGGCUCUUGCAGCAGCAGGUUUGGAGUCGGACGGUGCUGCCCGCCUUUCAUCUGCUGCUGCUGAUACCGCUGCUGGGGCUGCCUCUGAAUCGGUGAAGGAGAGGAGGCGCACGAUCAAAAUCAAAGGCGGCGCUCAGCGGAAGGUUCUCGUGUUGGUUUCACCUGAAAAACCACCUGAAGUUCCUGCGUCGCAAGCAGAGUCAGCUACAGUGCGGAGUGACUCAGCUGCAGUGCAGAGUGGAUCAACUACAGUGGCUUUAGGGAGUGAAACGGUGCCGCGAAAGCCAAAGAGAGUUAUUAUUAUCUCACGCAAGAAACGGGAUGCUGCUGCUGCUGCUGUAAAGGAUAGUUCCGGUGUUGCUGCUGGUGUUGCUGCUGCUGCAGCUGCUGGUGUUGCUGCUGGUGCUGCUGCUGGUGUUGCUGCUGGUGUUGCUGCUGCAGCUGCUGGUGUUGCUGCUGCAGCUGCUGCUGGCGCUGCGGCUGGUACUGCUGCUGCUAGUGAUGCUGGUGAUGGUGCUGGUGCCGCUGGUGCCACUGGUGGUGCUGGUGGUAGCAUUGUCCGUUCAGGCCACAAGGCAGUGCAUGGGGAAGGGGAUCCCACCAGUGCACUGGCGGCGAGAGGGAAGCAUGAAGGCGGUGGGGAGGGUGGUGUUGGUGGGGAGGAUGAUGUGGGAGGAGGUGGUGUGGGUGGGCCGGGAGGGAAGGUUGGAGUGAAGGUGAAGAUCAAGCGUAGAGUGAAAGUGAAGCUUCCUGAAGGGAAGAAGGUAGUAGGUGUGAGUGAAGGGGGGCGUGGCGAGAAGGGGAAGGAUGGUGAAGCUGAGAUACGACGGACGGGAGGGCAGGCAGGAGGGGACGAGGAUGGAGGGGAGCGGAAGGAGGGAGAAAAGAAAGAAAAGGAAGGGGAGAGAAAGGAGGGAGGAAACAGAGAAACGGGAGCGGAAGGAGGCGAGAGUGGGAAGAGAGGCAAGAGGGAAGAGAUGGGGGAGGGAGGGGAGGGAGGGUUGGCAGAGGGAAAGGCGGAAGAAGCAAAUAAACGGGAGAGAGUGGAGAAGGGGAAGGGUCCGAGGAGAGAGGAGGUGGAAGAGGAGAGGGGAGAGGAAGGGAGAGGAGGAACGAGCGAGAAAAAGGGGGAGGAUGAGAAGGAAAGGAGGCGGGCGGAGGGAGAAAAAGGGGGGCUACUAAAGGCUGUACCUGCAAAGAGGGGGAGACCUGUUGGUGGGUCCAAGGCUGCUGCCGCUGCUAUUGCCGCCGCUGCUGCUGCUGCUGCUGCUGCUGCUGCUGCUGCUGCUGCUGCUGCUGCUGCUGCUGUAGCAGCAGAGGCCGCCAGUAACACUGAUGCUGCUGGUGCUGGUGCUGCUGUUGGUGGUGCUGAGGGUGUUGGUGUGGCGUGUGGAGGGGUGGAUCCUGGGAAGGCGGCACCUGAUGAGAGGCUGACAGCAGCACGCAAGGACAAGGCGCUUCUGGCUGCUGGGGCGGGGCGAGAAACGGUUGGAAGGGGUGAUAUCGAAGGAGAGAAGGACAGAGGAAAGAAGCAUGCAGAGAUGGUUGGAGGAGUGAAGGAUGGAGGAGGAGUGAAGGAUGGAGGAGAAGACUUCGAGGAGGCAAAGGCUGGGGAGACUGCUAAGGGGGGAGAGAGGCCAGGGGGAGAGAUGCCAGGGGGAGAGAUGCCAGGGGGAGAGAGGUCUCGGAAGGGAGAGAGGGUGGGAGGAGGGGGAAGGGAGGAUGGGGUUGGUGAGAGAGAGAGGGAACGUCAUAGGGAGGGGAGGAGGAGGAAGAAACGUGAGAAGGAGAGAGGUGAGUUGGUGGGGAAGAGGGGGGAGAGAGUGAGAGCGGGAGAAGGGGAGGAGACGGAUGGAAAGAAUAGUGUUGUGGCAGAGAGGCAUGUGGCAGAGAGGCAUGUGGCAGAGAGGCAUGUGGCAGAGAGGCAUGUGGCAGAGAGGCAUGUGGCAGAGAGGCAUGUGGAUGAGGUCGAAGAGGGGGGCGCGAGGGAAGACGGAGGAGUGGGUGCAGCGGUGGGCGAGGGAGUAGAUGGGGGAGGAGAGGGCUCCAUGGGGGAGAAGGGUGAGACUCAGAGGGAGAGUGAGAUGGAGGGGAGGCGACAUGGGGGCAGGGCGAGGAAGAGGAGUGGUGAGGAGGUGGCGAGGAGGGAAAGGAGAGAGGGAGGGAGGGGUGACGAGUUGGAACUGCAGGUGCAGGUGAAGGAAGAGAAGGGAGGGAAGGAGAAGCGGCAUGAGGAGAGGGGGAGAGAGAAGAGGGGAGGGGACGAUGGUGUUGUAAGGAGGGGAAAAGGGGAUGAAAGGAAGAGACGCGGGGAUGGUCGGGAGGAGGAGGCAAGGGAGGAGGAGGAUAAGGAGGACGAGGAGGAGAGCAGAAAAGGGGAGGGGGCAGAAAGGAUUUCGGCAAGAGCAAGAGCAGCGGGAGUGCACGAGAAGGCUGGAGAGGAGGGGAUGAAGCGGGUGGGUGGUGAUGAGACAGGCAGAUAUGAGCAGGAGGAGGAGGGAGAGAGAGGGGACACGGAAAGAGGGAUUGCAAGAGAGGACAAGGAGAGAGGGGAGAGAGGGAGAAGAGGGAGGAAGGGGAGGGAGGCGAGUGAGGGCGGGGAGGGGAGUGUGUGGUGCGGGCUGUGUGGGGGAGAGGAGGAGCAGGGCAGUGCGAGAGGUGCUCGCCUGGUGCCGUGCCCCCAGUGUGGUCGCAGCUUCCACCGCCACUGCCUGCUGGGAAUGGCUCACAACAGAGGUACGUCUGCCUGCUGGGAAUGGCUCACAACAGAGGUACGUCUGCCUGCUGGGAAUGGCUCACAACAGAGGUACGUCUGCCUGCUGGGAAUGGCUCACAACAGAGGUACGUCUGCCUGCUGGGAAUGGCUCACAACAGAGGUACGUCUGCCUGCUGGGAAUGGCUCACAACAGAGGUACGUCUGCCUGCUGGGAAUGGCUCACAACAGAGGCAACCUGGACUGGCGGGACUGGGUGUGCCCGGGGUGCAUUCGCUGUGAGGCCUGCCAGCGCUACGGGGAGCCGUCGUCCAUCCUGUGCUGCUAUCGCUGUGACAGGGGCUACCAUGCGGCAUGCACUCAGCUGCACACCAAGUCGCCCUUCAAGGGCCCCUUCCUGUGUCCCAGGCACACGCAGUGCCACAGCUGCGGCUCCAAAGUGCCUGGCAGUGGCACGUCCUCGCGGUGGUUCUUCAACUACAUGCUGUGUGACGCCUGUGGCCGCCUCUUCGUCAAGAAGAAGCACUGCCCCGUCUGCCUCAGGGUGUAUCGGGUCUCAGAGCCAACGCCAAUGGUGUGUUGUGACAAAUGCGAGCACUGGGUGCAUUGCGCGUGUGACAAUAUCAGCGAUGAGCAGUACAUGCAGUAUCAGACGAACUCACAUCUCUCCUAUACAUGCCCUGCCUGCCUGGGCCACGCUCCUAGUGUCGCAACAGCAGCAGAGGCCACUCAAGAGCUCUGGUCUCGAUUCAAACGCCGUGUGGAGCAAAGCAAGGGAGGAGCAAAGGCAGGAGGGGAGGGGGCAGCAGGCGAGGCGGAGGAGAGCACUUGGUCUCGAAAGAGGGGGCAGAGGAAGAGGGGAAUGGCCUCGCUUCAUGCGAGGGAGGAGCAGCAGGAAGGGGAUGCGGACCGGGAGGGGAGAGGAGAGGGGGAAGGUGGAGGUGGGGAGGGCAGAGGAGAUGGGCAUGAGGGAGCUGAUCAGGACGAGGAGGAGGGCAGGGAAAAAGCUCCUCCUCCAUUUUCGGAGAGUGAGGGAGAGGAGAGUGGGGGGGAACGGGGAGGAGGGUUGGGUGGUGGUGAUGGUGUUGGUAGGAAGGGAAGGAGGGUGGGGGUGGGGUAUGUUGCAGGGACUUUUGGAAAGGAGAAAGGGGGGGGAGAAGAGGGUUUAGGGAAGAGGAAGAGGAGGAAGGUGGUAGGGGAGGAGGAGGAGGUGGGGGAAGGGGAGGGGGGAGGGGAGAGGAAGAGGAGGAGAUGGAAGAGUGGCAAGGUAGAGGAGGAGGAACAGGUGGGGGAGGGGGAGGAAGGGGGUGAGGGAAGAGGGGAGGAGGGGAUUCGAGUGAGGAUAAGGCUGAAGAGGAAGAGAGGCGAAGGUGUGAGGGUGGAGGAGCAGGAGGGGCGACAUGAGGGGGAGAGGAGGGGCGAGGGGAGGGAGAGGAGGAAGAGGAAGGGAGAGCAUGAGGAAGCAAAAGAAAGGGGCGAAAAGGGGGAGAAGGAUGGUUCGGCAAAGGAGGAGAAAAGAUACGAUGAGAGAAGUAUGAAGGGACGAGAUACAGCAGAGAAGGCUGAGGAGUUGGGAGAGAGGAAAGGAGGGGACGCAAGAGAGGGCGAUGAUUUGCAUGCAGAGGUGACAAGGAGCAAGAGGAGGAGGAAGGGAGGGCAGGAGGAUGAGGGGAGGGAGGGGGGCAAGGGAAGGCAGAGGAGGGAGGGAGAGGAGGUGGAGGAGGCAAGGAGAGGAAAGAGUAGUGUGAGUGGUGUGAUGCAAAAGGGGGUUGAGGAGAGGAGUGAACGACACUUGCAAGAGGAGGGUGAUGAGGGGAGGGGCGGGGGUGUGGAUGGGUUUACCAAGGAGGGUGGAGCACCAAAGUGUGAGGGGCAGAGGAAAAGGCAAAGGGAGGUGCAGAGGGAAGCAGAGGAGGAGGAAGAGUGUAAGGAUAACAAGGGAGACAGGGGAAAGGAGGUGGAUGGUGAGGGGAAGGAGGUGGAUGGUGAGGGGAAGGAGGUGGAUGGUGAGGGGAAGGAGGUGGAUGGUGAGGGGAAAAGGCAAGCCGGGGAGACGCACGGGAGUGGUGUUGGUACAGAGGGUCUGGGUCUUGAAGCGCCUCAAACGCGGUCUCAGGAAGAGAAACAAACACAUGGGGGUGGCAGUACAGGGGGUUUGGCGGGCUUGGAUGUUCUUAUAGGGGGGGCGGGCAGGGGGGGGGCUGCAGGUAGCAAUAGUGGGAGGGGGAGGGGCGAAGGAGGGAGGAGUGUUGGGGGAGGUAAGGAAGGGAAAGAGGAUGGGAAGGGGGGUGGGAAGGGGGAUAGCGUGGGAGAUGUGGGAGGGAAGAGGGAGGAGAGUGGGGAUGGAGAUGGGGAGGGGGCGGCAGGCAAGGAUGGGCCCAGAAGGAGGAGGGCUUUGGAGGCGUCUGUCACGGCUGGCAGGCAGGAGGCAGAUGGCAGGCAGCAGCUAGCAGCAGCUGCGGUCGGUGCUUCUGCAAGUGCUGCUGGGACUGGUGGUGCUGGUGAUGGUAGUGCUACUUCUGCUGGUGUUGGCGGUGCUAGUGUUGGUGGUUCUGGCGGUGCUCCUGGUGCUGGUGCUCCUGGUGCUGGUGCUCCUGGUGCUGGUGGUGCUGGUGAUGGAGGGGUGAGGGGGUUGAAGCUCAUGAUUCGCAAGUCGCAUGGGACGGGAGGAAUGGGAGGGAAGGGCAGGGAUGAAGACAACAGACCAAGCGGGUAG
This is a messenger RNA of Closterium sp. Naga37s-1, 5837 nucleotides long. Lineage: Eukaryota; Viridiplantae; Streptophyta; Zygnematophyceae; Desmidiales; Closteriaceae. The record is from the annotation of a GenBank genome assembly.